Molecule: messenger RNA, 210 nt
Organism: Rangifer tarandus platyrhynchus (Svalbard reindeer)
Lineage: Eukaryota; Metazoa; Chordata; Mammalia; Artiodactyla; Cervidae
Source: the annotation of a GenBank genome assembly
AUGUCUCACACCAUCUUUCUGGUACAGCCUACCAAGAGGCCAGAAGGCAGAACUUACGCUGACUAUGAAUCUGUGAAUGAGUGUAUGGAAGACCUCAGCUGCCUUGUUUACCGAGCUGAUACCCAGACAUACCAGCCUUAUAACAAAGAUUGGAUUAAAGAGAAGAUCUACAUGCUCCUUCGUCAACAGGCCCAACAGGCUGGGAAAUAG